Molecule: messenger RNA, 699 nt
Organism: Gasterosteus aculeatus aculeatus (three-spined stickleback)
Lineage: Eukaryota; Metazoa; Chordata; Actinopteri; Perciformes; Gasterosteidae
Source: RefSeq, a predicted model, not a curated record
AGUAAUUGUUGCUGCGCAAAGUGGAUGUGGUUAUAGGGGGGUUGGAUGGUAUUGGUUGAGGCACCGCAUGUUUUCCGCCAAAGCGAAACUGAAUUGAGCCGCAGCGGGAGCCCAUCGACAUCAACCGAGAAACACCCGACGAAAAAAAAGGAUAAAAAAGACAUGGCCGUCCAGCAGCAGCCGACCCAGGUGGUGACCGUGGUGACCACCAGCCAAGGCCCUGGCACGUGGAGCACCGGCCUCUGCGACUGCUGCAGCGACAUGGGCACCUGUUGCUGCGGUUAUUGGUGCUUCCCCUGCAUGCAGUGCCAGACGGCCGGAGACCACGGCUGGUGCUGCUGCACCCCGAUGCUGGACGUCUGCUGCCUGGUGUCCUGCCAGCUCCGCUCCUCCAUCAGAGAGCGCCACAACAUCGCCGGCUCCUGCUGUGACGACUGGUGCAAGUUGUUCUGGUGCUACCCAUGUGUCUGGUGCCAGAUGAAUCGUGAGCUGAAGAUCCGGCGCAGACACUGAGAGACCUACACCUCGAUCACCACUCGAGGAUAGGACGCCGCGGCGGAGGGCAUGACACGCGAUUCACGUGUAACCCAUCUAAUCUUUUUUCUUAAUGUUCUUAUGCAGGGUUCACACGGCCAUGGAAAACUUGUAAAAGUCAUGGAAAAAAAUAAAAUCCCAAAAGUUUUGGAAAAGUCAUGGAAA